AGCUAAUGUUAGCUUGCUAGCUAGCUAGUUCUUCGAUUUCAAGAUUGGAUUUUGUCGUGGUGUUGGCAGCUUCUGUAAUUAUGUCUAGACAAUCCAGUUUUAAACCGGUGACCCAUGUUCUUUUCGACAUGGAUGGAUUAUUAUUAGGUUAUUAAUAUAUACUUUAUAUUUGAACUGAAACGAUGAAAUUACCUGUCUGAGCAGAACAGAAUGUGACACGAGUCCGAGCUACCUAACCUCGGCCUAGCAUUCAGUGACAGCUCAUUCAUUCCUGUGUGUCAACCACGGUGAAGCAAAAAGAACAUGUAACGUUUGAUAGUUAUCUGUAAAGGAAUCUUUCUACAACCAUAACAUUAGCUAAUCAUUUCCAUUUGCUGUCUUGCGUAGUCUUCUGAAUGUCGUGAUGUAAAGCUAGACUCCUUAGUUAAAAGCUGCCUAUGUUUAAGUAUAAAGCUGAGGGAUGGUGUGGAUAAAUAUAACCACUCAAAUUGAGUUAUUGAAUUAUAGAUUUAACCGUGUUUUGAAGCUUUACAAUUUGUUUACAUUUCAGUUCUUUACAAACAUUGUAGUUUAAUGGGGUAUGACAGUUGAACUAAACUCAUGAGGCAUUUAUAAGUUAUAUUCUUCAAGAAUCAAUGGGUGUACAUCAUUAAUUUAUACGUCCAAAACUUGAUGUAGCAACUAAGGAUUCGAGCUUUAAGUUAAACAUGUGUGGUGAUAACAUAGCUAGCUAACUUUUAUUUUACUCCGUUUUGAACUUGCAGAUACAGAGAGGCUGUAUACGGUGUCUUACCAGGAAGUAUGCGACCGGUUUGGAAAGAAAUACACCUGGGACGUGAAGUCUUCUGUGAUGGGGAAGAAAGCUAUGGAGGCUUCCACCAUUAUACGAGACUCCCUACAACUACCAAUGACACCAGAGGAACUUCUCAGUGAGACUACAAAAAUACAGGAGAGGAUAUUUCCUUCAGCUCAAUUGAUGCAAGGUAACUAAAAUUGUUUGUGUGGGUUACUGUUAGCGUGGUAUAGUUGUAGUUUGUGGUACAGUUUUCAUAGUUACCAUAACAUAAACAAAAUAAUUGAUUCUCACAUAUGAAAUAUCAGUCUCUGAUGAGUUUAUUGACAAACAAACUUUAAUCUCAUGUUUUCAUUACUGUGUGUGUGUCCUGUAUACGUAGGAAGACACUACAGACUGUCAAUAUUCAGAGUGGUAGGGCUCUCAAACUCAACUCUGGACCUUCGAAGCCAGUUCCACUGCAUUUUUUUAUUGUUCCCAUCUAAUCAGGGACUGAUUUAGACCAGGGACACCAGGUGUGUGCAAUUAAUUAUCAGGUAGAAUAGAACACCAGCAGGCUCCGGACCUUGUAGAGUAAGUUGAGUACCCCUGCUCUAGGACAUGAGGCACAGGGAGUGUGAUUUGUUUCGAUUUUUUGUGUUCACUGUGUGUGCUUGUCUGUGUGUAGGACUAACCAAUGAUGUGUACGGUGCAUUCGGAAAGUAUUCAGACCCCUUGACUUUUUCCACAUUUUGUUACGUUAAAGCCUUAUUCUAAAAUUGAUUAAAUAAAAAAAAUGUCCUCAUCAAUCUACACACAAUUCCCCAUAAUGACGAUGCGAAAACAGGUUUUUAGAAAUGUUUGCAAAUGAUAAGUAUUCAGACCCUUUGCUACGAGACUCGAAAUUGAGCUCAGGUGCAUCCUGUUUCCAUUGAUCAUCCUUGAGAUGUUUCUACAACUUGUGGUAAAUUCAAUUGAUUAGACAUGAUUUGGAAAGGCACACACCUGUCUAUAUAAGGUCCCACAGUUGACAGUGCAUGUCAGAGCAAAAACCAAGCCAUGAGGUCGAAGGAAUUGUCCGUAGAGCUCCGAGAAAGGAUUGUGUCGAGGCACAGAUCUGGGGAAGAACAGGGAGAAGGGCCUUGGUCAGGGAGGUGACCAAGAACCCGAUGGUCACUCUGACAGAGCUCCAGAGUUCCUCUGUGGAGAUGGGAGAACCUUCCAGAUGGACAACUAUCUCUGCAGCACUCCACCAAUAAGGCCUUUAUGGUAGAGAGGCCAGACGGAAGACACUCCUCAGUAAAAGGCACAUGACAGCCCGCUUGGAGUUUGCCAAAAGCCAUUUAAAGGACUCUCAGACCAUGAGAAACAUGAUUCUCUGGUCUGAUGAAACCAAGAUUGAACUUUUGGCCUGAAUGCCAAGCGUCAUGUCUGGAGGAAACCUGACACCAUUCCUACGGUGAAUCAUGGUGGUGGCAGCAUCAUGCUGUGGGGAUGUUUUUCAACGGCUGGGAUUGGGAGGACUGGUCAGGAUCGAGGGAAAGAUGGACAGAGCAAAGUACAGAGAGCUCCUUGAUGAAAACCUGCUCCAGAGCACUCAGGACCUCAGACUGGGGCGAAGGUUCACCUUCCAACAGGACAACGACCCUAAGCACACAGCCAAGACAACGCAGGAGUGGCUUCGGGACAAGUCUCUAAAUGUCCUUUAGUGGCCCAGCCAGAGCCCGGACUUGAACCCGAUCGAACAUCUCUGGAGAGACCUGAAAAUAGCUGUGCAGCGACGCUCCCCAUCCAACCUGAGAUGAUCUGCAGAGAAGAAUGGGAGAAACUCCCCAAAUACAGGUGUGCCAAGCUUGUAGCGUCAUACCCAAGAAGACUCGAGGCUGUAAUCGCUGCCAAUGGUGCUUCAACAAAGUACUGAGUAAAGUGUCUGAAUACAUACAGUGAGGGAAAAAAGUAUUUGAUCCCCUGCUGAUUUUGUACGUUUGCCCACUGACAAAGACAUGAUCAGUCUAUAAUUGUAAUGGUAGGUUUAUUUGAACAGUGAGAGACAGAAUAACAACAAAAAAAUCCUGAAAAACGCAUGUCAAAAAUGUUAUAAAUUGAUUUGCAUUUUAAUGGGGGAAAUAAGUAUUUGACCCCUCUGCAAAACAUGACUUAGUACUUGAUUGCAAAACCCUUGUUGGCAAUCACAGAGGUCAGACGUUUCCACCAGGUUUGCACACAUCUCAGGAGAGAUUUUGUCCCACUCCUCUUUGCAGAUCUUCUCCAAGUCAUUAAGGUUUUGAGGCUGACGUUUGGCAACUCAAACCUUCAGCUCUCUCCACAGAUUUUCUAUGGGAUUAAGGUCUGGAGACUGGCUAGGCCACUCCAGGACCUUAAUGUGCUACUUCUUGAGCCACUCCUUUGUUGCCUUGGCAGUGUGUUUUGGGUCAUUGUCAUGCUGGAAUACCCAUCCACGACCCAUUUUCAAUGCCCUGGCUGAGGGAAGGAGGUUCUCACCCAAGAUUUGACGAUACAUGGCCCCGUCCAUCGUUCCUUUUGAUGCGGUGAAGUUGUCCUGUCCCCUUAGCAGAAAAACACCCCCAAAGCAUAAUGUUUCCACCUCCAUGUUUGACGGUGGGGAUGGUGUUCUUGGGGUCAUAGGCAGCAUUCCUCCUCCUCCAAACACGGCGGGUUGAGUUGAUGCCAAAGAGCUCGAUUUUGGUCUCAUCUGACCACAACACUUUCACCCAGUUCUCCUCUGAAUCAUUCAGAUGUUCAUUGGCAAACUUCAGACGGGCCUGUAUAUGUGCUUUCUUGAGCAGGGGGACCUUGCGGGCACUGCAGGAUUUCAGUCCUUCACGGCGUAGUGUGUUACCAAUUGUUUUCUUGGUGACUAUGGUCCCAGCUGCCUUGAGAUCAUUGACAAGAUCCUCCUGUGUAGUUCUGGGCUGAUUCCUCACCAUUCUCAUGAUCCACAAGGUGAGAUCUUGCAUGGAGCCCCAGGCUGAGGGAAAUUGACAGUUCUUUUGUGUUUCUUCCAUUUGCGAAUAAUCGCACCAACUGUUGUCACCUUCUUACCAAGCUGCUUGGUGAUGGUCUUGUAGCCCAUUCCAGCCUUGUGUAGGUCUACAAUCUUGACCCUGACAUCCUUGGAGAGCUCUUUGGUCUUGGCCAUGGUGGAGAGUUUGGAAUCUGAUUGAUUGCUUGCUUCUGUGGACAGGUGUCUUUUAUACAGGUAACAAGGUGAGAUUAGGAGCACUCCCUUUAAGAGUGUGCUCCUAAUCUCAGCUCGUUACCUGUAUAAAAGACACCUGGGAGCCAGAAAUCUUUCUGAUUGAGAGGGGGUCAAAUACUUAUUUCCCUUAUUAAAAUGCAAAUCAAUUUAUAACAUUUUUGACAUGCGUUUUUCUGGAUUUUUUGUUGUUGUUAUUCUGUCUCUCACUGUUCAAAUAAACCUACCAUUAAAAUUGUAGACUGAUAAUUUCUUUGUCAGUGGGCAAACGUACGAAAUCAGCAGGGGAUCAAAUACUUUUUCCCUCACUGUAUGUAAAUGUGAUAUUUCAUUUGUUUUUGCUUUGUCACUAUGGGGUAUUGUGUGUAGAUUGAUGGGGGAAAAAACAAUUUAAUCAAUUUUAGAAUAAGGUUGUAACGUACCAAAAUGUGGGGGGAAAAAAAGUGAAAAAUGAAAAUGUAAAAAUGAAAAAGUCAAGGGGUCUGAAUACUUUCUGAGUACACUAUAUGUCUGUGUAUAACCAGGAGUGGAGAAGCUCGUCCACCAUCUCUGUAAACACAACGUGCCCAUCGCCGUAGCGACAAGCUCAGGAGGCCUGACUUUUGAGAUGAAGACCAGUCAGCACAAAGCCUUCUUUGACCUGUUCAGCCACAUCGUCCUGGGGGAUGACCCCGAUGUGAAAAACAGCAAACCUCAGCCUGACUCCUUCUUGGUGUGUGCCAGCAGGUUCACUCCUCCUGCGCCUCCAGCCACGGUAAGAGGGACAGGCGAGGAGGGACAGUAGCCUACAGUGGGUAGUGGAGACUAUUGCCUCAUUUUUGUUGCCUCAUGAAUGAAUAAAUAAGCUAAGCAUAAAAUAACCAGCCAUGAAAAAAGGGACAGAACUUUGGACACGCUAAGACACUCUCAUACACACCUAGUCAUGUUGGAGGGGGAAAGCAGCCUGAAGGUCACCAAUUCUUACUAAUCAUGGCUCACAUGCUAUAAAUGAUAUUAAGAGGGACAGGGUAGUGGACAGUGGGCUGGCGCAACUUAUAUAAUGCUGAAAAAGAGCAACCCCUAAAGGUUUUACACCAAUUCAGUUGUUAAGAAAAAAAAAUGUGUUUGUUACAUAUUAUAUUCAUGCAUGGGCUAAUCAUUCAGCAGAUAAACGAAAGUGUUUUUAUAGGAACCUGUAGAAUUGCAUUUAUACCUCCAAGAAAGUGGGUUAACUCUUAAGCCCAUAACCAAUUCUGUUGUUAGGAAGGUUACCAAGGCUAAUGUCAUCCUGUCAUGCUUCAAUGCCCCAGCAAUCACCUGUUCCUAAGAAAUGCCAAAGGAAUUAUUAUCAAGACACUGACUGACUGACCGACUGUAGCAGAUCUAAACUAGGCUAUUGAAAGUGUAGGCCCUAUUUAUAGGAACCUAUGGAAUUUCAUUUAUUUACACAUCCAGAAAGCGAGGGAAAGGAUUUAGUCUAUAACCGACUUCAUACUCUUUCAUUCAUUUCCAUUUUUGAUGCCAAUGUUUUGGCUAAUUAAGGGUAGCUGUAAGUAACAGAUCUGUGUUGUCAACACCAGCUAUGAAAAUUCCCCCAACACUCCCACAACACAGAGGAAUCACACUGUGUACAUCCCAAAUGGCACCCAUAGUGCUCUAGUCAAAUGUAGUGCACUAAAUAAGGAAUAGGGUGCUACUAGGGACUUGGCCACUACCAUGUUUAAUCACCUUCCUUCCAUGCCAGUUCUAGCAAACCCAUCUAUGAAAUAUGUCUACAAUCAACAGGGUUAGAAGACUACAUGAAUAUUCAGUUGGUUUUACAGAGAGCUCUCAAAUGAAAAACUGAAAAAGGGAACCCAAAAAGAGAGUGGUUAAUAGGUUUGGAUUUGUUGUUUUCCUUCUUUUGGUAAAUGAAUCUCCCUAACAGGUGCAGGGCUGUAGAUUUUUCUGCAAAUGGGUCUGCAGCAGCAGCAUCCUUCAUUACUUGUCAGCCUGCUUUUUUAAUCUAGGAGGCUUCCACACAUCCGCAGUUAGGACUUGCAUUUUUCUUGAUGAGAUAUGCAACUGCGUCUGAGAGGGGAAUCGGUUCAGUGUUCAGUGGAAUAACGAAUUAUGAUGCGUCACUCCCUGGCACCUCUUCUCUCUCCGUGACAGUUUUACUUAAGCACAGAGAGAGAAAUAGGGAGGGACAGAUUGCGAUUCAGGAUUGCAAGGAGGAGACAGGAGAAAGACAGAGUGAAUGCAAUAAUUAGAAAAGAGGAGUGUGUAUUAACAUUGUGUUUACAGCUUCUCUCCUACCCCCAGCUUAGUAGAAGCAGUGAUGAAUUUACAAUGACUUUAAUUAAUUGUAGUGAGGCAUAUUACAGAAACAGCAGCGAAGACAGGCGCAGGUGAUACAUUUUAAGUUUUAGUACUGUAUGUUGCUGGCAGUUUUUUUUUUCUCCCAUUUGCUGAAUUUUUUGGUGCUUUCUUACAGCUAUAAUGUAAACAUUAUUUUAAGCUUUCACUGGAACUGUACAUAUUCAGUAACAGUUAGGCAGUGACAUUUCAAUACAUUUCUCAGGAUGCAUUUUUCUUCUGGUCCUUAAAAGGUUGCUGUUUAUAUCGGAGUUAUUAGGAGGGAGGUUUCCUGGAAUACAUGCAUGAAGCAACUAGAGGCAUUUUGAAGGCCAUGAUGAUGCUAUGCAACACUGCAGGUAAUACGCCUGGCAGACUGCUUAAAACCCUCUCACAAGUGAGUAAUGUGCCCAGCCCAGUACUCUGUCUCUAUGGUGACCAAAGGCAAGGAAAUAGUCCACCUCCUCCUCCAUUUUUCACUUUCUUCUCAGCACUCAAAAAUACUAUGACAUAGAGAGACAGAGUGAGGGAGAAAGGGAGGGAGACAGACAGAGGGAGAGAGGCGAGAAAAGGUUUUUACUAAAGGUGUGUGUGCUCAGCCUACCAACUAAGAUUAAUGAAACAUGAAAACGCUCUAGUUCAUGUUCGUAUAGUCUGUGUCCCAAAUUGCUCUGGUCAAAAGUAGUGCACUUUGCAGGGAAUAGGGUGCGAUUUGGGACUUACAUUGAAAGACAGGGAGAAAAGUAAUUCCGCUACCGUUAAUCAUAAAUGACCUUACACCAAGGAAAGGUUUAUAGCCCCAAAUACGGUACAAUUAUGACAUGAAAUUAACUUGUAGAAAAUUAAAUAAGCCAAUUAUAGCAUGGAUUAUCUUAAAGAUAUUUAAAGAGCGACUUGUGUUCAACUGUUGUUGGUAGUUGAUGUUAGAAACUGAAUAUGUGCAUGGGAAAAAGUAUUGCCUUACUAAAAGACAGAUGUCUUAGCACUCCUACUUAGUCUAAAAACCCUGUGUAGACUGUGGUAAAAGAAACCCAACCAACCUUAUUUAAAAGAGUGAGGCACCAAGAUGUUUCAGAAAGACCUACUUGCAUCCCAAAUGGCACCAUAUUCCCUCUUAAUGCACUACUUUUGACCAGGUCCCAUAGGGCUCUGGUCAAAAUAAGUACACUGUAUAGGGAAUAGGGUGCCAUUUGGGACUAAGUCACAGAGUGGCUCACACAGAGGGUGUAAAGAGUCAGUACAGAGACUCUAUUCCCUCUUGGCUCCAGAGCUUGGAUAUGUAGCUAGCCUAGAUAAUGAUGCUGCAACAACAACAACAGCAACAACAACACAACGCUGCUUUAGGGACAGCUAGUCGCCUCGGCUACACCACCGUAUUUUAUGGGCAUUUCAGCUGUCAGGACCCAGUGGGCCCCUCUGCUCUCUGCUGUGUAGAUGCACCAACCACAUAAUAAAUGGUAAUUGCUACUAUAAUCCCAAAAUAGACACAUUAUUCAAUAUUUCUAGACCAUAUAGUCAAUUUCUUUCUUUUAUUUGUCAAUUUAGCUAUCCCAGUGUGAACUGUGAUGUGUUUGUUGUGCCCAGUGUGUUUAGUGCCAGUGGGUUGAAAUGGUCAGUGACUAAAACAGGCUUGAUGUAUCUAUCUGAGUAGUGGCAACUAGAAGCUGUGCUAUUCUACAGCCCUAAUGAUGUUCCUUAUGAACAGACAGUCCCAUGUGCUUUGAAGGAGCAGGUAGGGCCUCACUGCGAGUAAAAAAAACGGCAGUGUUUUUUAAUAUCAGCUCUAUGAAAUAUUAAAUAUUUGAGCUUUAAAGUAAAGUAUGGACACAGUGGUUCUUUAAGUGGUCAGAAGGUCAGCCCUUAAUGCCAAGAGAUUUAAUACCGCUUGCCCUAUACUCAGCAGUAAUGUGCUUGUUUGGGUUUUUAUAUCUAGUGCUGCAUUUUAAUGGCCUAAAACCUAUGAACUCACAUUCAUUUCAGAUACACAAUAUUAUUUUCUUUGUUAAAGUCCUUUAUGAACACAGACUUCAUGUUAGUGUUUCACUAAGCCUUUUGGGUCCUUUUCUGUGCACACCAAAUCAGGAAGGGGAGAAUACAUUGUCAGUGGGUCUGUCUGAAUUUAUGAGGAGCUUUAACAGUAUUGAUCACUCCUUUUAUUCUGUUGGAAAGAAAUGCCAACACUGGCACGAAGAUAUAAGAUUAACGGACGGACACUCGGUCAAAGGUGAUUUUUAUGAGCUCCCAGGCAGUGGCACUGUCACAGCCGGUAGACAAGCUAAAGGCUAUUUCCUGAAGGACUAGUUCACUGAAAUAUCAUGGUUUGUUAAUGAUUUUCUUAUCUGGAAGGUAGUUGUGGAAGGUGGUGCGGGAGAGAAUUGACUUCACUCAAUCAUCAAUAGGUAUGUCUUUACCUUGAUCUUCUAUUUCCACCAUUUCUAGAUAACGUGACCCUUACCUACGGUUAUUUAUGAAGUCUACCUAUUCCAUAGCCUGUAUGUAUCCUAAAUCUUUCAAAACCUAAUCUUUCUCAACAGAUUCAGGGCGCUCCGCAAGCACAGCGGCUGUUAGAAGAGACUAUUCUAAACCUAGUCCUUUUCUCAGUAAAAGAUGAAAACGUGUCCUCACUCCUCAGACACCAAAUGAAAGCUAUUCUGCUCCUGGCUGCCAUCUGGCCUAGAGUGACAAACAUCUGACUGACCUCUCCGUGUGAUUUCCCUCAGGUUGACCAAACCACUCAUUAGCCUUGUGAACGCAGCCCUCUGGAGGCCAAUGGAUUGCCCUGAUAUGCAUUUAUACUGUGACCUCCAGGGCUGCAUCCCAAAUGACAUCCUAUUCCCUUUAUAGUGCACAACUUUUGAGUGCACUACAGAGCCUUAUGGACCCUGGUCAAAAGUUGGGCACUAUAAAGGGAAUAGGGUGCCAUUUAGGACGUAACCACCAUGACCUCCAGGUUUUGAUAUGAUGGCCUGCAUUUCCUGUUUCCUGUGUAUAAAGAAAGUACCCCGUAACACAGAUGAUAAAACUUUACACAUCCUGUAGUCAGCCUGCCCUGGGCUUAGAGAUGGUUUAGAAGAUGUAGGAGGAAAUCUAUCGCUGUCUCUUCACUCACUCAACAACCCACGUUGCAGGCCCGAAUAUACACACUCGCACAAAUUCCUUACCGUGUGAUGUGUUUAGAGUUUAAAGUAUUUUCUUGCUAAGGUACCAUUCAUCAAGUUUGAGAAUGCAUCAGUCUGAGACAGAAUGUUUGAUGAGUGAACACACUGCUGCACUACCUACCUUAUUGCAUUAACCUCCAGACCAGUAGUAGGGACCAUGUUUCUGUCCGUCUGUCAGGCAGUGUAUACUGAGUGAUUUGAUAGUGUCAAACAGAGCCCAUGUUUUCACAGAAUGGUGUCGGAACAAGACAAGAGGCAGAAUGAUUGUUUUAUUUACCCAACAUAAACAAAAAAUAAACUGCUCUGAUUAAAUAUUGAAGGGAUAGAGACUGUAAAAACACAGUUAUUUUAGUGAAUGGCUGUGUCACCGUGACAAGCCCCAUCUUAAGCUGUGCUAAAGUUAAGACACACAGGCACUCUGGUGUUGACAUAGCUGGUUUGCCUUGUCGUGUCAGACGUUGACAAAAGCGACAAGUAAAGUAAUAUGUUGGAGCAGAGGAUCAGCCUCUUUUAAGAUAUAACACUGAGGAAAGAAGAAAAUGAUUUGUUGAAUGGAUCACUGUCAAACUACUGUGUGUCAAAAGUCCAUUCAAAAUACGUUCUUUUUUGUCUCCUGAUGUGUCCUUCCAGGAACAUGAAAAUGACACAAAAUGACAUGAUAAAUAGAAAAUGACACAGUAAAGGUAGUAUUUAGUACUAGUAUUUAGUAGUAGUAUUUAUUGGGAUCCAUACAGGAAACAAAUGCAACAAAUAAUAUAAUAUACAUAAUCUCCUGCCUCUGUCUCACGCUUCAGACACAGGAGAUGUCUCCUGCCCUAUGAGCUGUUCUGGCUCACACAAGCCAAGGCUCGUGCAAGGCCACCCAUCUACAUAAUGCAAUACAUAAUACAGUGUAAAUUACAAUACAAAAUAUAUAAAAAUGGCUGUGUCUCUUCAAAGUCUCCUUUUGUGCCAUAAGGUGUUCUUUUAUCUGUUUUUUUAAAUAUGGUUUUAUUGCUAAUUUGAGUUACCUGGGGUGGCAGAGGUCCAUGUAGUCAUGCCUCUAUUUAAUACUGUGCGUUUCCCAGCCUCUGUUCUAGACCUGGGGACUGUGAAGAGACCUGUGGUUGCAUGUCUUGUGUUGUACCAAUGACUGUCCAAACUGUGUGCCAACUGCUUGAACAGACAGUUCAGUACUUUCAACACCUCAAUACCUUGCACAAAGACCAAUAGUGAUGCAGUCAAUCUCUCCUCAUCUUUGAGCUAGGAGAGAUUGACAUGCAUGUUACUGAUAUUCGCCCUCUGUGUACAUCUAAGUGCUGCUCUGUUCUGGACCAACUGCAAUUAACCUAUGUCCCUCUUUGCUGCACAUGACCACACAACUGGGCCGUAGUCCAGGUGCGACAAAACUAAGGCCUGUAGGACCUGUCUGGUCGAUUGAGAUGUCAAGAAAGCAGAGCAACACCUUAUCAUGGACAGGCCUCUUCCCAUUUUAGUAACCAUUGAGUCUAUAUGUUUUGACUAUGAUAGCUUGCUAUCUAGGGUUAUACCCAGCAGUUUAGUCUCCUCAACUUGCUCAAUUGCCACAUUAUUCAAUAAUAGAUCUGGAGGAGGUUUAAGGUUGAGUGAAUGAUUUGUCCCAAAAACUAUGCUUUUAGUUUUUGAGAUAUUUAGCACCAGCCUAUUGCUAGUUACCCGUUAUUCUAAAACUGACUGGAGCUCUAUGUUAAGAGUGUAAUUUAUUAAAUGUACUGUCGUAGCCGACGUACACUGAGUGUACUAAACAUUAGGAACACCUGCUCUUUCCAUGAGACUGACCAAGUGAAUCCAGGUGAAAGCUACAGUAUGAUCCCUUAUUCAUGUCACUUGUUAAAUCCACUUCAAUCAGUGUAGAUGAAGGGGAGGAGACAGGUUAAAGAAGGAUUUUUAAGCCUUGAGAUAAUUGAGACAUGGAUUGUGUAUGUGUGCCAUUCAGAGGGUGAAUGGGCAAGACAAAAUAUUUAAGUGCCUUUGAAUGGGGUAUGAUAGUAGGUGCCAGGCACACUGGUUUGAGUGUGCCAAGAACUGCAACGCUGCUGUGUUUUUCACGCUCAACAGUUUCCCGUAUGUAUCAAGAAUGGUCCACCACCCAAAGGACAUCCAGCCAACUUUACAAAAAUGUGGGAAGCAUUGGAGUCAUCAUGGGCCAGCAUCCCUGUGGAACGCUUUCAACACCUUGUAGAGUCCAUGCCCCGAUGAAUUGAGGCUGUUCUGAGGGCAAAAGGGGUGGGGGGGUGGGGGGGUGCAACUCAAUAUUAGGAAGGUGUUUCUAAUGUUUUGUACAUUCUGUGGAAGGUCAUUAGUAGAAACAGAAAACAAUGGCCCAAGCCGGCUGCCCUGCGAUACACCACACUCAACCGAAUUCCAUGAAAGAAAACCCUCUGUGUUCUAUUAGAUGGGUAACUCUCAAUCCACAAUAAGGCAGAGGAUGCAAAUCCAUAACGCCUACGUUUUUUUCAGCAAUAGGUUUUGAUCAAUGAUAGUCUUAACAAAACAGCUCCCACAAUCUUCUUACUGGAAAUGUCUUUCAGCCAAUCAUCAGUCAUUUGUGUCAGUGCCGAGCAUGUUGAGUGCCCUUCCCUAUUAUGUAUGCUGAAAGUCUGUUGUUAUUUUGUUUUCUGUAAAAUAACUUUGGAGCCCCACUGUACCUUCGUCAACCCUCAUCCAUCUGGUCCAAUUACCUGUGUAGGUUGGGUAGUGUUGUAUGGCUAGAGACCCAGCUUUAUGUCCUAAUUUUCCUGGUCCAUGUGUAGGUUGAGUAGAAGGUUAUAGGGUCCAUGUUUAGGUUGAGUAUAAGGUUAUAAGGUCCAUGUGUAGGUUAAGUAGAAGGUUAUAGGGUCCAUGUGUAGAUUGAGUAGAAGGUUUAUAGUGUCCAUGUGUAGGUUGGGUGCAUAUGGAGACUAUGACCUACGGUUCUCUGCUUCUCCAUCUGGGCAGAAUGGCUCAUCUAAUGAGUAUUCCCCAAGGGCUGACCCUGCUGCCAGGUCAAGUCUACAUUGUGUGACAGAUCCAGACCCUGCUCUCUGUUUAUGGUCGCAUAGGCCUACCAUAACAUCAGUCCAUAUGAUUAAAACCCAUAACUGUCCAUAUGAUUCAAUCCCAUUCUCCAGUCCCAGUUUCUUUGAAGGAAACUUUUCUCUCUAUGUUCUAAGUGUCCUAUGAUAGCCCUGUAAACUACUAAACGUCCUGGUCCGUCCUGCUGAAGUAGCUGCUGCCGGCUGCCAAGCAGACCUUGGAUCUGCUCCAUAACAACACUACGCUGUGUCCUCUCAUCUCCCCUUAAUACACCGUUAUAAAGGGAGUGCGUGUGACGUGCUGCUGAGCCGGCUAUUCACAGUAGUCUUGGCACCAGCCACUGCAGUCUGAGUUGCGUCCCUAAUGGCAUCCUAUUCCCUUCGUAGUGCACUACUUUUGAGAAGAGCCUGGUCAAAAGUAGUGCACUAUGUAAGGAAUAGGGUGUCAUUUGGGAGGCAUCCACACAAACACACUGAGUCUCCCCCUCUUCUCUUCUUCUGUUGUGGCAGUGACUGCCUUGGGUACACUGUGAAUACAGAUUCAAUUGGUUCUGAUGAAUGUUGCAUGUGUUUGGGUGUACGCCUCGGGACUGGUUGUUAAUCUUCCAUUGGGCUGGCUGUUGGAGGCCUGCAUGGCAAGCGACUUUGGGUUCUCUGUCUGUUCUCCGUUCACUGUUCCCAAUACAUGUUACAGCAGGCCAGUAGUUUAACAAUAAAAUAUAGAUUUUUGAAGCAAACUUCCAUUGUCCUAACAAUGAGUGGGAGAAAAGACCCUUGACCCUUUAUAGGGCAAAUCACCUUCCCAAUCUCUCUUUGCCGCUGUGACUUGUAGCCAGGUCACAGAUCUGUUUGUGCUCUUGCAAACUCCAUUGCUUAUUGUCAAGCCAAACAUGUUUGUCAUGACAAUGAGUGACAAGGAGUUGGCAUGAUCGCACAAACAGACUUCCCCCUGAGCCAACAUGAAGCCGCAGUGCAUUUGUGUCCUGUUUCCCUCUCCUCCAUUACAAUGCAGCCAUUGAACACUGAUUAAAGGUUCAUUUGCCUGGCUCAUUGCCUAAUUCAGAGUCUUAGUUGCUUCCUAUCAAGGGGCAUUAUCUAGUUAGGGCCCCUCGGUUACCUUGCUGCUCAGUGUUUCCACACUUAUUGUCCCUCUCCUAGGCUACUUCUAGGCUGUGACAUCACAAGAGUCAAUUAGGCAAAUCUUCUAGAGUCCUCGAGUCGGCUUCUGUUGUUCCACCUGAGAACCUUUUUAGGAGGUUAUUUUAGUUCCAUUUGAGAAUUAGAGAAGAGACUGACUGGUAGUUGUGGUUAAGGGCAUUUCUGAAGCUGCUAGGUGAAUUUGGUACGUUUAAAUUACAUUUUCUUUCACCAUUAGUGUGUGAGGUAAGUAAGUCAAAGGCAAAUUGGAGGGAAAUCACGUAGUAGAAAGAACAUUGCAGAAAAUACUGUGAUUUUGUGAUUCUUUUUGUUCACUCAUUCAAAUUAUAGGGGUUGAUUGAACCUUGAAUUAGGUAGAGUGGUGGGAGACGUCUUUGGAGGGGGUGUUUUAUUUGAAAAGCCAGGAAGCGUAGCUAUUGAGGUUCAAAAAGCACAGGAUGUCGGAAGUUACCAAUGAAUAAAAGGGAAGCUCUGGUCACUCAGUUCUUUGUCCGUUCUUCUCAACACUGCUUCCAUAUUGGCUUCUCAUUUGUAUGCUGCCUCUAUUUAUGCAGCUGUGACGCAAAGGUAAGAGUCAGAAACAUACUGUGGGUCACCUCACCUCAACACGAGUUCUUCAGUAUGACAGCCUUCCUCUGCUCUGUUUUCUCCACCAGACACUGAGUUGCAGUUCAUAGACAUAGGCUUCUCAGUCCAAGACUAUGUGCUUUGUGCUGGGUCAAUAGACUGUACUGUUGUAUGUUGUGGUUGCGUAAUGAGGCAUCAUAAACCUCGUCACACUUACUCUAUUUAAAGAAUGGAUCGCUUCUGGUACUUCUGGUAUUUUGCCUUCAACCUCCUGUAGUGGUCACACUGGGUUAUAAUACAUCAUUGACUGUAUAGCAGCAUUAUAUGAACCAUUGUUCUACUUCAUUAUACUCCCAUGUGAAUUUAUAAAUCCUUUUGUCUCCUUUCACCUUUAUUGAACACUGUUUGACAUCCAGCACCUGCUUGUCUCGUUUCCUCUCUCAACAGUGCCUGGUGUUUGAGGAUGCUCCUAUGGGUGUUAAGGCCGGCCUGGCGGCUGGGAUGCAGGUGGUCAUGAUCCCUGAUGACAAACUGGACCGAGGCCUUACCCAGGAGGCCACACUGGUCCUGAGGACCAUGGAGGACUUCAAACCAGAGAUGUUCGGCCUGCCGGCCUAUGACUGAGCUCCAUCUCCGCUUCCUGCUCAGGACUGAGAACCUCUAAUCCACCCCUGCUUUUUACAGCCCAUUUUCACCAUUUAGCCUAACCAAAGCAAUGUAAUGAUGCUAAUCACAAUGAUCACAAUGCUGAUCAAAAUUAUGCAAUGACACUGAAUUUAAUUGUUACUUGGAACUGUGAUCAAGUUGUUGUUGUUAGUCGAAUAUUAAUAUUUUUGCUUUGGCCAAAUAAUGAGAAUGGCUGAGAAUGAUUGUUGAAUUGUCAACAUAAUGAGAUGUAAUUUCUUUGGCUGAACCUUUUACACAGGUUGGUAUUGUAAGCAGCUCGCUGGCAGUCAGUUUGAAGGCUUUUAUUGUGAUAUUGACAGCAUCCCAAAUGGCACCCUAUUCCCUACAUAGUGCACUACUUUUGUCC
Molecule: messenger RNA, 15253 nt
Organism: Coregonus sp. 'balchen'
Lineage: Eukaryota; Metazoa; Chordata; Actinopteri; Salmoniformes; Salmonidae
Source: the annotation of a GenBank genome assembly